This is a messenger RNA of Chlorocebus sabaeus (green monkey), 2705 nucleotides long. The record is from RefSeq and is a predicted model, not a curated record. Lineage: Eukaryota; Metazoa; Chordata; Mammalia; Primates; Cercopithecidae.
AAAUCGGUUACAACAGAAAGGGAAAGGCAUCGGGAGGAGGCGGAGCGGCGGCGGCCUGGAGCGCUGAUCAGGCGCGGAAACGCGGGGAGUCGGGGGCCAAGGGCUCGAGUCAGGAGGUCCGGGAGCAGCAGCCGCCCGCUCGCCACGCAGCCGCCGCUGCCCUAGCGGUUGCCUGGAUACGGGAUAACCGCCUGGGGGCCUCGACCGCAGCUCAGCCGGCGGCGUGAGCAGGCGCGGCUCGGGGAGACGCGCGGGGAGACGCGCGGAGCCGUGUCUACUCAAGUCAAAUACUGAACAGCUUCCUGGCGGAGAGGCUGAGAAUUGUAUACUUGCUUGCUUUAAAGCAUCCCAAAUAAGAUGAUCCACUCCAACACCUCCCUUUUACAGGUUUUAAAAUAUUCUGAUAACUAUGCCUGAAAACAAGACAGUUUCCUCUUCUUCCACUAGAGAUGAUCAAACCAAUACAGGUUUAACAUGUCAGGAAGUAAAGGCUCUCAGAGAAAAGGCAUGGUCAAAGACAAAUGAAGACAAUGCCACGUCUCAGAGUUUGGUUCUAUAUGGAGCCUCUAAGGAGAACAGUGAAAGUUUUCAUGAAAGUAAAAUGACAAAUACUGAAGGGGUGAAUAAAGGCAUUUACUUUAGCUACCCAUGCCGACGUCACAGCUGUGCUGUGGUAAACAUCCCAGCACCUUGUGUCAACAAAAUGAUUUCACACAUCCAAGAUGUGGAGUCCAAAAUACAGGAGCAUUUGAAAAGGUUUGAAACUUCUUUUGAAGAAUGGAGCAGAACUUCCACAAAAGACCUGAAAGAAGAUUGGAGUGUAGCUACACCAGUGAAAGAGGUCAAACCAGAAGAAAAGAGAGAUGAAGAGUGUCCAGAGUUAAAGCAGGAAAUGGAAACAUUGCUCUCAGAGGCCACUCAUCUCAUUAAAAGUCUAGAAACUGACCGGGCAGAAGCUGAAGAAGCUUUAAAACGACAAAGAUCAAGAAAGAACAUGAUUAACUUGAAAAUUGACUCUUGGUCAGUCUGGAAACUUCGAGAACUCCCAUUGGCUGUGCAGAAAGAACAUGAGGCCUGUUUGAGAGAUGUUAUAGAGUUACAAUGGCAUCUUGAAGAUAAAGUUAAUCAACUAGAACAUUUUGCAAAACAAAAGAUGGAGUUAGAAGAAGCAAAUGCAAAGAUUCAAGCAGACAUAGACUACAUGAAUGAACAUGGCCCUCUACUGGACUCUAAGCGGAAUCAGGAACUUCAAGAUCUGAAGAACCAUUAUAAAAAAAAAAAGGAGGUAAUGGACCUACACAGAAAAGUUUGUGAAGAACUUGAAGAAGCUUUAGAAGCCUGUGAAAAUGCCAGACUGAAGGCUCAGCAAAUUAAAGAAGAGAUGGAUAAAGAUAUUUACCAGGAUGAAAAAAGCAUAGAGGCCUACAAGAGAGAGAUGUAUCAACUUACCAGUCUAUUUGAUCAUUACUCUUCAUCAGUGAUAAAUGUUAAUACUAAUAUUGAGGAGAAGGAAGAGGAAGUGACUGAAGCAAUAAGGGAAACAAAGUCAUCAAAAAAUGAAUUACAUUCUCUUUCAAAAACGCUGGAAGAUUUGAGAAGAGUUUAUGACCAACUAAUCUGGAAGCAAAAAAGUCAGGAAAAUCAGUAUCAGGAAGCAGUUAAUGAUUUUUAUGCUGCAAAAAAAACAUGGGAUAUUGAACUUUCUGAUGUUGCAAAAGAUUUUUCAGCUAUUUCUUUGGCAUAUACAAAACUGAUGGAAGACAAUAAAAAACUUGGGAUUGACACUAACAAAAUAACAGAACAAAUCAAUGAAAGUAUAAGGAAAAAAUCACAAUAUGAAUCUGAAAUAAAAUCUUUGACCAUGAUGAAGUUAAAGAAUGAGAAACAUCUCAAGAGCAUCUAUAGGGAGGCUUAUCGCAUUGGUACUGUUUUCCACCUAACCAAACACAAGACAGAUGAAAUGGAAGAUAAAAUAGCAGAAGUGAGAAGAAAGUUCAAGGGUAGAGAAGAAUUCCUGAAAAAACUCACUCGAGGUGAAGUGGCUGCUGGAAUGGUGCUUCAGAAAAAACUGUAUUCCAUUUACGAAGUCCAGGCACUUGAGCGGAAAGAGCUUUUGAAAAAUAGGGCAAUAUGUGCCAUAUCCCUGGCAGAACUACAGGAACCUGUGCUUCAACUGGAAGAUGAAGCUGAAAGAAUCAGAACUCUCUACAAAGAACAUUCUGCUGUACUUAAUAAUAUACUUGAUCAGAAAGAUUUAAUUAGAAGAAAAGUGGAAAAAGUAAAGAAAAAAUUACGAAAAAAGGGGAAGAAAACACUUGAUGCACUAAUAGAAACUGAGAGUAAACGCUCAGCAAUUUUUAAAGACUUAGAAGCAACUAAAAGUAAGACAAUGAUUUUUUAUGCAAAAAUAAAUGAAUUGAAUGAGGAAUUAAAAGCAAAAGAAGAAGAAAAGAAAAGUUUUGAUCAGAUACUUGAAGUGUUAAAGAACAAAUUUGUAACUAUGAGAUUUAAAAGGGAACAUGCACAAGCUGUGUUCGAUCAUUAUAUGCAAGAGAAAAAAGACUGUGAAGAGAGAAUCUUUGAGGAAGAUCAGAGAUUUAGAGUGCUCCUUGCUGUGAGACAAAAAACUCUUCGAGAUACCCAAGUGAGUAUUAUCUUUGAAUGUUUCAAAAUGAAAGAAAUAUAGUGAUAGUCAAAUUAGCAGA